Messenger RNA from Scutellospora calospora, 128 nucleotides. The record is from the annotation of a GenBank genome assembly. NCBI's taxonomy places the organism in Eukaryota, Fungi, Glomeromycota, Glomeromycetes, Diversisporales, Gigasporaceae.
CAAUAAUAAUGCAAGAUUCAGUAACUAUUAAGAUUCAAUGUAAGGCAUUUAUAUCAAAUCUUGCAUUAUUAUUACUUAUUGUUAAAAGAUUGUCAUUAGCAUGCAGAAUGCCUUACGUUGAAUCUUGA